AUGUAUACAGCGAGCAAUGUAUAUUUUAUAUGCGGUUUCGCCGCAUUGGUAGGGGGUGGACUCUUCGGUUUCGACAUCAGUUCGAUGAGCGGUGUACUGGGUACGAACGCAUAUAUUCGGUAUUUCGACAACCCCGUGUCAUACAGACAAGGCGGUAUCACUGCGUCUAUGCCCGCUGGCUCCUUGGUUGGAUCGUUGGUGAGCUCAUUCAUCGCAGAUAAGUACUCAAGGAAGGUGGCACUCCAGGUUUCUUGCUUACUUUGGAUUAUUGGAUCAAUCAUUCAAUGUGCGGCCCAAAAUGUUGGCAUGCUCUGCGCCGGAAGGGUCAUUGCUGGACUCUGUGUCGGCAUUGCAUCAUCCAUUGUGCCAGUGUAUCAAUCCGAAAUUGCCCCCAAAGAGAUUCGUGGCCGCAUAGUGUCGCUUCAGCAGUGGGCGAUCACUUGGGGUAUUCUCAUUCAGUACUUCAUCCAGUAUGGUGCUGCUCAAGUCGGUGGCGGCCCCGAGAGCGAAAACCAACCAGAGGCGGCUUUUCGCAUACCUUGGGGAGUUCAGAUGGUUCCUGCUUUCAUCCUACUCAUUGGAUUAUUCUUUUUUCCUUAUAGCCCUCGUUGGCUAGCUUCCAGAGACCGCUGGGAAGAGGCAAUCAAGGUCCUCGCUCUUCUCCAUGGUGCUGGCGAUGUCAAUCAUCCUAAGGUGCUGGCUGAGUAUCAAGAGAUUGAAGAUGCUCUAAGGUUUGAGCGUGAAGAAGCUAUUUCGAGCUUCAGGGCGCUGACUCAGCCUCGAAUCUUCAAGCGAGUGAUCCUGGGAAUGUCCAUUCAGAUGUGGUCCCAACUCUGUGCAGGCAUGAAUAUCAUGAUGUACUAUAUUGUGUAUAUCAUGAAAGGUGCAGAUAUCGGUGACGAACUCUUGACUUCUGCCAUCCAGUAUAUCAUCAACGUUGUUAUGACAUUACCUGCUAUCCUCUACCUCGAUAAGAUUGGACGGAGGCCUGCUUUGAUUUUUGGCUCAUUCUUCAUGAUGAUUUGGCUCUUCAUUUCAGGUUCACUGCAGGCUGUAUAUGGUCAUCCUAACGACUUCACAAACCCAAGACUCGAUCAGAUCACUUGGGUGGUGCAAGGUAAUAAAUCUGCGUCAUCAGCCAUCGUUGCAUGUUCAUACCUCUUCGUCGCUACUUUCGCCACGACAUGGGGCCCGACCUCGUGGACCUACCCGGCAGAGAUAUUCCCAAGCAAGGUUCGCGCGAAGGCAGUGUCCCUUGCUACAGCCUCUAACUGGUUCUGGAACAUGGUCCUUGCUUUCGCCGUCCCACCGCUCUUGUGGAAUAUCAACUGGAAAAUGUAUAUGAUCUUCGCAACUUUCAAUGGUCUGGCAUUUAUUCAUAUGACAUUACUGGCACCUGAAACCCGAGGCUUCACGCUGGAAGAGAUGAAUGAGGUAUUUGAUUCCGGGCGGCCAGCUUGGAAGUCGUUUAAGAAGGAGUCGCGUCUCGAUCAACUAACAAAAGACAUCGAGGCUGGUAAUGUCAAGAUCAAUGCACCGUUCUCUCAUGUAGAGAAGUUGGCCCCGACUACCCCCAAGACUCAGGAACCAACCACCUAA
Molecule: messenger RNA, 1599 nt
Organism: Truncatella angustata
Lineage: Eukaryota; Fungi; Ascomycota; Sordariomycetes; Amphisphaeriales; Sporocadaceae
Product: high-affinity glucose transporter
Exons: 6
Coding region: 1-1599 (532 amino acids)
Biological process (GO): carbohydrate transport; transmembrane transport
Cellular component (GO): membrane
Molecular function (GO): carbohydrate:proton symporter activity
Source: RefSeq, a predicted model, not a curated record